UCUCUGCACCUGCCCAGCAUUCAUGAAGAGCUGGAUUCUGUCCUAGGCACAGCAAGGUCAUAAUAAGGAGAAAAUGUUCCCAAGUGACACAAUGUUUGGUGUUUUUCUAGUCUCGCAGCUGUGCGUGGGAGUCGCGGGAAACUUGUUCCUCUUCCUGUUGUACAUGCACACCUUCUCAGUCCAGCGUCACAUGAAGCUUAUGGAUCCUGUUUUUUCCCACCUCACCUUGGCCAAUACUUUGACAAUCACGUUCACGUUGACACCACAUAUAGCGUCAUCCUUCGGAGUAAGACAAUUUUUGGACGAUGUUGGUUGCAAAGUAGUCCUGUAUAUGUACAGAGUGACGCGGGGUGUUUCCAUCUGCACCACCUGUCUCCUGAGUGCCUUUCAAGCCAUCACUGUCAGUCCCAGGAACUCUAAGUGGGCGUGGCUUAAAUUUAAGCUCCAUACACAGAUUUGUCCCUCAUUCCUUUUCUUCUGGAUCAUCAACAUGCUUAUAUACAUCCACGCCAUUAGAUCCAUCACAGCCAUUAGAAAUUCCACUCUGGUAGGUUAUGGCUAUGUUCAUGCAUACUGUCAAACGGGACCGUUUGGAAAACACAGUUCAUCAUCAUAUGUUAUUGUCAUACUGGUUCGAGAUCUGGUAUUUGUGUUCCUCAUGCUCUGCACCAGCCUGUACAUGGUGAGUCUCCUCCACAGACACCACAGGAGAGCCCAGCACCUCCACAGCCCCCACGUCUCCUCCCAGACAUCUCCUGAACACAAAGCCACCCACACCAUCCUCCUGCUUGUAGGUUGCUUUGUGGUCUUUUAUUUUGCAAACAACUGUUUGACACUUUAUUCCAUUUACACACACAAGAAAAUCCUAAGCCUAGAGGGGCUCAGUGGAGUUUUAUCUUCAUGCUACCCAACCGUCUGCCCAUUUUUGCUGAUGAAAAAUAAUAAAAUUGUUUCCCAAUUCACUUCAUCCUUUUCAGUGAUGGGAUUGAGAGGUUCGCAAAGGGCAUUUGAUGGCUAA
Marmota monax (woodchuck) is the source of this 1018-nucleotide messenger RNA. Its product is annotated as vomeronasal type-1 receptor 4-like. Gene Ontology annotation, cellular component: membrane. The transcript has a single exon. Bases 74 to 1018 code for a protein of 314 amino acids. The record is from RefSeq and is a predicted model, not a curated record. Gene Ontology annotation, biological process: G protein-coupled receptor signaling pathway. Gene Ontology annotation, molecular function: pheromone receptor activity. NCBI's taxonomy places the organism in Eukaryota, Metazoa, Chordata, Mammalia, Rodentia, Sciuridae.